AUUGUCACCCUAGGACAGGGGUGGACUGACAACUCAUGGGGCCCCAGGGCAAUAGGGGAUCAUGGGGCCCCUGUGUCCUUGCCCAGACUCAAAAAAGGCUAUGAAAAAGGUACCAGGGGCAUCUCAUGGGGCCCCCUACUGACCCCGGGCCCUCGGGCAGUGCCCGAGUUUCCAAAUGGUCAGUCCGCCCCUGCCCUAGAACAAAUGAUAUGGGGAAAGGGAGUGGCAGAAGACUUCAGCUUUCAACUAUAACAGCCGGCAACAGCACGAGGGACACUUCGUAAUAAAUCUAAAUACCGUCCUUUGCACUGAUUUUUUUUAUUUUAUUUU
Staurois parvus is the source of this 330-nucleotide messenger RNA. NCBI's taxonomy places the organism in Eukaryota, Metazoa, Chordata, Amphibia, Anura, Ranidae. The record is from the annotation of a GenBank genome assembly.